Suillus paluster is the source of this 822-nucleotide messenger RNA. RefSeq names its product ATG16-domain-containing protein. The transcript has 4 exons. Lineage: Eukaryota; Fungi; Basidiomycota; Agaricomycetes; Boletales; Suillaceae. Bases 1 to 822 code for a protein of 273 amino acids. The record is from RefSeq and is a predicted model, not a curated record. Gene Ontology annotation, cellular component: autophagosome membrane. Gene Ontology annotation, biological process: autophagosome assembly.
AUGGCCGAGCCAUCCUGGCAGGAGCUCCUCCGCCUCAGACUAUCAGAGCGAAAUGCUAAACAAAACGCUUUCGCAUCCAUAAUCGAGCAAUACCGCAGACUCGCUCAACAGACCAAGCUCCUCAAAGAGCGUAAUGCAUCUCUCCUCAAAGCCGUCGGCUCUGUUCGCGCAAACCCAAGUAGCUCGACAGUUCAUGUACCAGGGACAGCAACGAACGAAGACAACCCUGUACGCGCAGCGUACAUGGCCUCGCUCGAAUCCCAGAUUUCCUCUCUCCGCGAUGAGCUUGCGACCGUCUACAAGACCCAGGGUCAGAACGCUCAACGCCUACUAGCCAUGAACGAGACUCUUCGCGAGAAGGAAGAAGCCUCGCGUAUCGAGUCUGAGAACCUUCGCAAAGCGCGCGAAGAAGUCGCCCAUCUGCGCAGGAAGGUUGAUCAGCACUCAGAGCUCAUGGCUGAGAAAGAUCGCACUGCUCAGGUUCUUCAUGACGAGAUCAACACGCUCCAACUUGAACUCGGCCAGAUCGAGGAGCGGAAUCAGAUACUAACAAAGGAUAAUGCUAAACUCCUCCAACGCUGGCUUGAUGAUAAGCAGGCACAAGCGAACAAGAUGAACGAGGCGAAUGAUUUCUAUGAGGAUAUGCGUUCGCGGCAUCAGGCUGUGCUCAACUGGCGUGAUGGUGGAGAGGGAAAACCAGCAUCAGGUAACGCUUCAGUGUCGGGAAAUGGGGUGAGGGAGGGGGAGGCAGCGGGGGAGACUCUGACGGAUGGCACGAGGUUGCAGGGGGAGACGAGCUCGGAUCAGACUCCGAAUGGUUGA